AUGGAUUUUCCACGAUUUGAUCUGCCUCCCGUGCCACUUUGGGCUAUUGCUGCUGCCGUCGCGGCUUUUGUACUGUCGUUAAUGAGGCUAGCCCGGACUCGUCAAGGUUGGUCAUCUUUCUGUUCCCAAUUGCACAGAAGAAACAAAACUAACAAUUACUUAGCAUGUAAAUUCACUCGGGAUAAUGGCUGCUUACCACCUCUGAACACCGUAUCCUACGGCCUUUUUGGUCUCGGCAUGGUGAGGGACAUGCUAGCUGCAGCCCGCAAGAAGACAUUGUGCGAGUUCAUUCGUAACUGGCAUCACAUAUACGGUACAACAUUCAAGGCCAAGAUGGCCGGCCGAAACGUCAUCUUCACUGUUGAACCUAGAAACGUUCAAACAGUCCUAGCACUCAAAUUCCAAGACUUCGAGCUGGGCAAAAUCCGGAAUACCGCCUUGCGUCCCCUCCUAGGACACGGUAUCUUCUGCACCGAUGGCAGCCGGUGGGAAAACUCCCGGGCUCUGCUUCGUCCCAAUUUUGUUCGCAAUCAGAUUGCCGACAUCGAGGUCUACGAGAAUCAUGUGGCCAAGCUAAUCAAACUCAUUCCUGGUGAUGACUCAACAGUAGAUCUGCAACCUCUAUUUUUCCGAAUGACGCUUGAUUCUGCUACGGAUUUUCUCUUCGGGGAGUCGGUGCAUACUCUUGAUGAAGUUACCUCUCAUUCGGCCGCAUCAUUUGCCAAUAACUUCAAUAUUUCUCAAGAAGGGCUGGCUAAACGCAGUCGACUGGGAACACUAAUGAUGUUCUACAAAGAUAGCAGGUUCUCCGAAGCAGUUAGAGAGGCUCGUUCUUAUGUCAACCGAUUUGUAGACAAAGCUAUCAACUACCGGAUACAACUCGAUAGCACCGAGGUUGAUGUCUGUGAGGAGGCUCGCAAAAUAAGCUCACAGCGAUAUGUGUUCUUACACGAGCUGUCAAAGCGAACACUCGACAAGAAUGAACUCACAGAUCAGUUACUUAAUAUAUUGUUGGCCGGCCGUGAUACAACCGCGAGUUUACUGAGUACCACGUUCUUCAUGUUGGCCAGACGACCGGACGUCUGGAACAAGCUCCAAAAAGAGAUAAAGAUUCUCAACGGUGAGAAACCUUCAUUUGGGGACCUAAAAGCUAUGAAAUACUUAACAUGGGUCUUGAAUGAGAGCCUACGCAUGUACCCUGUGGUCCCUAUAAAUGUGCGCAUGGCUAACAAAAACACCUACCUCCCCAUCGGAGGCGGUUUAGAUGGUAAAGCACCCAUCUUUGUUAAGGAAGGCCAUGAGAUUAUGUACAGUGUUUAUACCAUGCACAGACUGCCUGAAAUCUAUGGGCUCGAUGCAGACGAGUACCGACCAGAAAGGUGGGAGAGCCUCAAACCGGGAUGGGCAUACGCUCCAUUUAAUGGAGGCCCUCGUAUCUGCAUUGGGCAACAAUUUGCUCUUACUGAGGCUGGCUAUGCAAUAGCAAGGAUCUUGCAGCAGUUUGAUAGGAUCGAAAAUCGUGAUCCGAACACAUUUCAGGAGGCAUACACUCUGACUUUGGCAAGCGCCAAUGGAACGAAGGUUGCUAUGACGUCUGCCAAAAGUUCCUGA
Molecule: messenger RNA, 1611 nt
Organism: Penicillium lagena
Lineage: Eukaryota; Fungi; Ascomycota; Eurotiomycetes; Eurotiales; Aspergillaceae
Product: cytochrome P450
Exons: 3
Coding region: 1-1611 (536 amino acids)
Molecular function (GO): iron ion binding; heme binding; oxidoreductase activity, acting on paired donors, with incorporation or reduction of molecular oxygen
Source: RefSeq, a predicted model, not a curated record